Messenger RNA from Beta vulgaris subsp. vulgaris (sugar beet), 2625 nucleotides. Its product is annotated as protein ENHANCED DISEASE RESISTANCE 2-like. Bases 270 to 2453 code for a protein of 727 amino acids. NCBI's taxonomy places the organism in Eukaryota, Viridiplantae, Streptophyta, Magnoliopsida, Caryophyllales, Amaranthaceae. Gene Ontology annotation, molecular function: lipid binding. The transcript is spliced from 21 exons. The record is from RefSeq and is a predicted model, not a curated record.
GACCAAACAAGGAGAGAGAGAGAGAGACGUACUCUCUUUUCAUCUCCCCUUGUUCAAUACGACUCAAAUAUUAGAUGGUAAUAUUGAUUCUCUUGAGUCCUUUCCAAAUUUGGGUUUAAAUCUUCUUCAUUUUAUUUGUUUGAAUUAUACUAAAAAAAAUAUCAUCAUUAAGCAAAUUAAAUUGCUUAAACCCAUUAACAUAAAUACAUAAUAACCUAACCCUUGGAAUUUUAGCAAGUUUGGAGAAGUGGGUAUUUGCAGUUAUCAAAAUGGGUACAUCCCAAAUUGAAGAAAAAAUUGAGGGUUGGUUGUAUGUAAUAAGUUCUAAUCGUUUUGGGUUACAAAGCUCGUCUAAACGCUACUUUAUUCUUGAAGAUCAUCAUUUUAAGUGCUACAAAUCAAUCCCAAAUUCCCAAAAUGAGCCUCCUGUCAAGAGCACUACUGUAGACUCCUGCAUUCGCGUUGCAGAUGAUGGCCGAGAGAGUAUUCACAGAAAAGUAUUCUUUACGUUCACAUUGUAUAACAGUUCUAAUCAUAGUGAUCAGAUUAAGUUGGGUGCAAGCAGUCCUGAAGUAGCAGCCAGAUGGAUCCAUUUCUUUCAGGAAGCAGUUACUAAGGUGUGUCCCAUUGGGGGUUCCAGUGGUUUGGGCUGUCCCCACAACGCAUGGCAGUGUUUUAGAUUGAGCAGUUCUAAGAGGAUACAUCAUUCCAGUUCAACAAGUUGGGUUACUGCUUCAUCCUCUCAAAUGGAUUUUAUAACAACUGAUGUUGUUGCACCUUCAUCAUGGAGAAUAUUUGGAUGUCAGAAUGGAUUACGAGUAUUCAAAGAAGCCAAAGAUGGAGAUUUUCAUGGAAAGCAAUGGGAUGAUCAUCCUGCAAUUAUGGCUGUUGGUGUUGUUGAUGGAACAUCAGAAAACAUUUUCCGGGCAGUCAUGUCUCUUGGUCCUUCAAGAUCUCAAUGGGACUACUCUUUUUAUAGAGGGAGUGUUGUUGAGAAUCUUGAUGGCCACACUGAUAUCAUUCACAAGCAGCUAUGUGCUUAUUGGCUACCUUGGGGAGUGCAACAAAGAGACCUCUUGUUGAGGCGGUAUUGGAGAAGGGACGAUGAUGGAACAUAUGUGAUCCUUUAUCAUUCAGUAUAUCACAAGAAAUGCCUCCCACAGAAAGGCUAUAUUCGUGCAUGCCUUAAAAGUGGAGGAUAUGUAAUAACUCCUCUCAACCACGGGAAGCAGUCUGUUGUGAAGCAUAUGCUUGCCAUUGACUGGAAACUAUGGGCAGCUUAUAUGCUGCCCUCUUUGGCUCGAUCUACAACUAUCCGUAUGCUUGGAAAAAUUGCUGCAUUAAGGGAACUUUUCAAAGCAAAGGCAGGAGAUUGCUUCUCUAGUAACUCGUUUGGAGAUCAGCCUUUUGGCCAUGCCUCACAGAACGAGAAUAAGCCUGAAAUCUACCCACAUGCUGUGGACGGAAAAGAAAAUCUGGAAGAGAAAGAGUUGGAAAAAUUAUCUGAGCAUGGUAGCCUUGCUGAACUCAAUGAUGUCAGUGAUGAAUUUUUUGAUGCUCCAGAAGGAUCAGAUUUUGAUCCACCAGAUUAUGGUUGGCCUUCUGAUUGUGGUCCAGAGACAAAUUUGCAGGAUGCACGAUCAAAGCGAUCAACUGCUGCUGUGUUUGUGAAAAAGUUGCACGGGUUAGCUGUGCAUAAGAAGGGCUAUGUAGAUUUGGUAGAGAUUGCCGCAAAAGAAGGCAUUUCUUGUUGCUAUGGUACUACACUUGCAAAAGAUCCAACUUGUACCGUUGCUUCCAGUUGGACAACGACAGAUCCAUCAACGUUUCUGAUUCGUGGAAAGACUUACUUAAUGGACAGUCAAAAAAUAAAGGCAAAUCAUACUCUGAUGAAAAUGGUUGCAGCUGACUGGAUAACAUCUGACAGAAGAGAAGAUGAUCUCGGGGGUCGUCCUGGGAGCAUUGUGCAGAAUUAUGCAGCAAAGGGUGGUUCCGAAUUUUUUUUCAUAGUGAAUAUACAGGUCCCUGGAUCAAAAACGUAUAAUUUAGCACUGUACUAUAUGACGAGUAAUCUGGAAGAUGCACCUCUACUGCAGAAUUUCGUUGACAGAGACGAUGCUUACAGAAAUUCAAGGUUCAAACUUAUUCCAUACAUAUCUAAGGGACCUUGGAUAGUCAAACAAAGUGUUGGGAAGAAAGCAUGCCUAGCAGGACAAGCACUGGAAAUUAAUUAUUUUUGUGGGGAGAAUUAUAUAGAGCUCGGGAUCGAUAUUGGCUCAUCAACAGUGGCAAGAGGAGUAGUUAGUCUUGUUCUCGGUUACCUUAAUAACUUGGUUAUUGAAAUGGCAUUCUUGAUUCAGGCAAAUACUGAAGAAGAACUUCCUGAACAGCUUCUUGGGACUUGUCGUCUCAACCAUCUAGAUGCUUCCAAAGCAGUUCCAAUGACAUUGUAGUAUACUAGUAUCAGUGUAAUUAUUCAUAUUCUUUCCUGAGGUGCCAAACUGUCUUGGGGUUGAAGCAUUUGGUGUUCUUCAUUGUCUACACUCUACAGUGUGGCUACAAAAUAGAAGUGCUUUGUAUUGGAAACCUUCAGUGAAAACUUUAUCUUAAUCCAUUAUUGUUGAA